AUGACGGCAACGGCUGGUACUGCUGCCCCUUCACCUUCAUCCUCCACACAAAAUGAAAAACGCCCUGUACAACGGAAAAAGAAAGCCGCUCGAGCAUGUAUCCACUGCCAAAAGGCUCACUUGACUUGCGAUGACUCCCGACCCUGUCAACGAUGUAUAAAACGAGAUCUCGCUUCUACUUGUACUGAUGGUGCUCGGAAAAAGGCCAAGUAUCUUCAGGAUGUGCAUGACCUUGCUGUCAAUGAUCCCAACGAAUUACAGCAACAGCAGCAACAACAACAGCAACAACAGCGUUUCCAAACACCCAUAGGAUUAGCAGCAACACCAGGUGCAUUGAACGAUACGAGCAACAUGGCUGGUCCAAUCGUUGAUCCAAACUCGUUUGUGAAUGGCAAUCAACUUGGAUUUGAUUAUGGAUUUGGAUCAUCAGCGACCAAUCUUGAAUACUCGUUCUUGUCAAGUAUGUUGGGUACUGGCAUGGAUACGACGUUUUUGGAUCAAAAUCCACCAUCACAACCAACGGCAGGCACACCAUCAUCCACAGCAUCCAGUAGUCAAGUACAGCCACAACCUCCGCAACCCACAUCUUCUACUACUCCUGCAAGUCUACCAGCUGAUUUAUGGUCCAACAAUAGUAUCGCGACGAAUGCAUCGCCUCAUCAACAAUCCACCAGUGACGUGAUGAAUCCAUUCCCAGCACUCGAAAGCAACAGUGCCAAUAACCCCAUUGCACCGUUGUUCAAUACGCCUGGUACCGAGACCAAUUUCUUGACUGGAACAGAGAAUGCUACAGCACAAUCAUCAUCACCGGCAACUCCACAUGCAACCUCUUUACAGGCUUAUGGCGAAGGUGCUGUUUUAGCUAAAGCAGAAAGCCCCAUCACAUCAGCAGCUACACCAACCACAGCCACCGGUAGGCGGCGUACACAGCUCAUGACCCCUGAAAUGGCGUAUGCAAGUGCCAACAAGCCUUUUAGUUAUGCUGAUGGAUAUCAUUACUUGAUCAACUAUGUGCGACAAAAAAUGUCUAGGGAAGAUUUGAUGCGCAUCAGCAGAGCUUUGGCACUUUUCAGACCAAGUGUGUUGGCGUCCAUGAUGAAUUUAACCGAGGAUGAUCUCAUUUUUACCGAAAAGUGUCUUCAGCGGACGUUGUUGGAAUACGAAAAGCUGAUUAGUUACUCUGGUACCCCAACAGUGGUUUGGCGACGCACUGGCGAGAUUGCUUUGGUGGGCAAGGAGUUUUCAUUAUUGACACAAUGGUCGCGUGAUUCCCUUUUGAGCAAAAAGACGUAUAUUUACGAGCUCAUGAGCAACUCAUCGGCUGUCGAGUAUUGGGAAAAGUACGCAUUACAUGCCUUUGACAAUACGGAUUCUGCGGUUUACAGUUCUUGUAUCUUGAUGAGUCCUACCAAACGUGUUGUACCGUGUACAUUUUGCUUUACGAUCAAGCGUGAUAUCUUUGAUUUACCGAGUGUCAUCAUUGGCAAUUUCUUGCCAAUCCUAAGUUAA
Molecule: messenger RNA, 1509 nt
Organism: Lichtheimia ornata
Lineage: Eukaryota; Fungi; Mucoromycota; Mucoromycetes; Mucorales; Lichtheimiaceae
Exons: 9
Coding region: 1-1509 (502 amino acids)
Biological process (GO): regulation of DNA-templated transcription; cellular response to starvation
Cellular component (GO): nucleus
Molecular function (GO): RNA polymerase II transcription regulatory region sequence-specific DNA binding; DNA-binding transcription factor activity, RNA polymerase II-specific; zinc ion binding
Source: RefSeq, a predicted model, not a curated record